Letharia lupina is the source of this 480-nucleotide messenger RNA. RefSeq lists its product as uncharacterized. The record is from RefSeq and is a predicted model, not a curated record. NCBI's taxonomy places the organism in Eukaryota, Fungi, Ascomycota, Lecanoromycetes, Lecanorales, Parmeliaceae. The transcript has 2 exons. The coding region runs from base 1 to 480 and encodes 159 amino acids.
AUGUCUCGAAUUACUGCCAUUCACAAAGUCGGCGCAUUUCGGCGCCUUGUCACGCUGAACACCCCGCGAGCUUAUGACUCCUACUAUCCUGGAAAGCAUAGCAUUGACUUUGCUUACUUCCCUCAAUACGAGCUCCGUGAGCCCGCAAAGAAUGAGAUAAUGCGUAUUCCCAUCCUUCCCUUCAAUUCUUCACCGCCUGCAAGAAGCAACGAAGCUCUUGAGUCGGUGAUCCGACCGGAGAUCACAACGGCAAGUGCGAAUGGAACACAUAUCGAGUCUCCCUCCGCAAUGUCAGACGUGACAGACAAUCCAGGACACACAGAUCUCGAUCCUUUUGACUUGACGAACACGGUCACCACGGCGGCGUCUGAAGUGACGGGUUUGCCCAUCGAAAGACUGCAGGAGCCGGGGGUCGUAAAGGAACUUUGGAAUGGACUGCUGGAUGAUAUUUUAGGGGCGAGGAAGACUGCGAAGGCGUGA